Messenger RNA from Bipolaris maydis ATCC 48331, 1383 nucleotides. Lineage: Eukaryota; Fungi; Ascomycota; Dothideomycetes; Pleosporales; Pleosporaceae. The record is from RefSeq and is a predicted model, not a curated record.
AUCUUGGAUGCAUUCGCUUCGAUGGCUUCCAAAGACGUCACAGGCAGACUGCGACAAAGCACCUGGAACGGGAGCAUCCCCCUCGAGAUACGACUGCACAAAGGCGACUGCAGGACGUACGAUGAGUCGGAUCCUUACAUAAUACAAUUCCCACGGAUCUCGUACCUUGGCCUGUUGAUCCAUAAGCUGCAUACCUUCUUCUCGCGCAGCCUCAUCUACCCGGAUGUCAGCCCGAAAGACGCGUGGCUCUCUUACGAAGAUGUUCCGUUGAAGUGGCACUAUCCUCUAGGCCUCCUGUAUGACCUCUACUCUGGAGCUGAGCCUGCAUAUCCCCCAGACGCAGACGUAGACGCCGCACCAGCACACCAGCUUGAAGGCGGCGAAGAGGAACGCGGCCGGCUUCCAUGGCGUCUCACGGUUCACUUUUCAGACUAUCCGACCGAGCAGCUGGUGCAACUCGACAACGACGGCAAGCACCUCAACGACUUGUUCAUUCAAAGCGUCAAGGAGGCCGACUAUCUGAGGACGGGCACGGGGAAGACGGUCAUGUUUCUGAGUAAGGAGGACAGCACGCAGCUGUGGGAAGGAGUUAAGAAACACGAGUUUGCGCUAUAUAACCCCAUCAACCAAAAACUACUCAACCCGCAGGGAGUCAGUCUGAGACAUUUACCGGUCAGACUGUAUUUGCCGCAUGCAGCGACGGAGGGUGUGCAGGAAGAGAGGGCGCCCGGGAGCUUGAGGAUUGUGCAAAGACUGAUCACACCGAGUCUGUCGUCUAGUAGGUGCACGUGGUUGCGUGAGGCUAACAGGGGAACAGGGCAACCACAGACCAUCGGCACAGCGCUGAAUCACGUGCUACCUGGGUUAUUUCCGAGCAGGCGAAGUCCACUGCUGGCACAAGCAGUCCUCCACGGGGCAGCACUACCGUUGGGGGCGAAUGUGGAGGAUUUGGUACGUGCCGCAGCGUACCUGGACGGGUGGUUGCACAUUGCAGUUGUUAUGAUGGCAUGAUAGAUAAUUGCUUUGUGCCUGGCGUGGGGUUGGAUACGGCCCGAGUCAUGGCGGAUGUGCGCUAUGGCGGUAUUGUUGAUAUCAGCAAUAUUGGUUUUGCAGGCGUCAGGCGUGGGCCCACACGAGUCGCAGUCAAGACGCCAAUGUUUGCCAAGAUGCGGGGGCAAGCAUACUUAGCAGAAGCUUAGUGAGGAUUGCAGGAACACACCAGUCCAGCCAACAUGACACCCACCCAACUGCGUCUGUUUCUGAGCAGCAGUCGGCGCUGCCGGCAUCGGGCACCGGACACCGGGCAUGUCCAGCGCCAGGCGAGGCGAGGCGAGGCGAGGCGUGUGGGAAAUGAGGGAUUAUCGGGGUGGUUGUAUUGUUCUG